Molecule: messenger RNA, 837 nt
Organism: Nakaseomyces glabratus
Lineage: Eukaryota; Fungi; Ascomycota; Saccharomycetes; Saccharomycetales; Saccharomycetaceae
Gene: PIB1
Product: phosphatidylinositol-3-phosphate-binding ubiquitin-protein ligase
Biological process (GO): endosome organization; endosome to lysosome transport
Cellular component (GO): early endosome
Molecular function (GO): phosphatidylinositol binding; metal ion binding
Source: RefSeq, a predicted model, not a curated record
AUGACGAGGCGGUGUUCAGUGGUGAAUGCUGGAGCUAUAUGGAAGCCGGAUGAUGACUCCAAGGUAUGUGACAAGUGCGGCGUGCGAUUUACAUUCUUAUACAGGCGGCACCAUUGUCGGUGUUGUGGGAACAUCUAUUGCCACAACUGCACACAUAACUUCAUACUGUACGACACUACACGGGUGCGAGUUGUCAAGAACCCCGAGAGCUACUGGGAGUACCCGCCAUAUAGAACCUGUGACACAUGUUUCGAGACGUUAAGAAGCCAGAACCUCAUAUCAUCUAAAUAUCACUACGAAGAGAUACCUGAUGCCGACAGCAACGAGCCUGAUGAUACCUCUACAGACAUCGCAGACUCGACUGCCGGUACGACCACCACAGACACUACUGAUACGACAAAUACAGAUAGCAGUAUGAAUCACGACUCGCACGCAUACGAAAUGAACCAUUGUCCUCUGUGUAACCAGGAUCUACGGACAUUCCCAACGGAGGAAGAUGCGCAGCAACAUGUAGAGCGCUGCAUUACAUCAGCAGAGCAGACACAGCAGCACCAAGAGCAAGAGUCAGAAGAGCCACCCCGAUGUCCGACUCUACAAAACAGAAUGCUCGUCUACAAGAUCCCCACUACCACCGCCCCAGAGAAUGAACCCCAGGGGUAUCAGGAGUGCCCGAUAUGCUUCGAAGAGAUGGUGCCUGGUGAGAAAGUCGGGCGUCUGGAGUGUCUGUGCGUGUACCACUAUAGCUGCAUCAAGAGCUGGUUUCGGAAAAAACGGAAGGAAAUGAGCGUGGCCACCGCCCGCAAUUUUUGCCCGAUCCACGACGCAAUCACCCUCUGA